AUGGAACCAAGCUCAACCUUGGUUCCCUUCCUGCACAAGUACUGUGACGUUUGCAACAAGAAGCCCUCUGUAAGUAGCCUAGUAACUUUCCCUCUUCUCCCUUAUACUGCCCUUCCCUACAACUCAUUUCCUCCUAGGUCUGAUAACCCUCUCUCUCUCUCACUCAAGUGCUGAAGCUAGAGCUGAAGAAAAUCAGGGAGCAGCAGGACAUGCUCUUCUGCUUCAUGAACUUCCUCACGCAGGAGGGGGCGGUGCAUGUGCUUCAGUUCUGCCUCACUAUGGGUAAGCAGGCUUUGGCCAUUCACCAUUAUCCCAGAUAAAGAUACAAUACAGACCGACAACUAUGUCCUGUCCCAGAAACAACCCCCCUAGCCUCUAUUCUUCCGUGUUUGGAAAUCUGGAGGAAAUGGAUAAGUGUAAGUAAUAUGGCAGAAGCUCUCCAAAGUCAAAUUGGAAGGCUUAAGAUCUGCAAUCACAGAAAGGGAAGGGGUUGUUUCUGGACCAGGUCCAGGUCUUGAUUCCACUCCCCUCUGCCCUUCAUUACACAGGAAAUAAGGCAAUGAGUCCACCUAGCCCUCUAAUAGGCUAAUUAAAGAUGUAUUUAUUUCACACUGUAUACACAUUCCUUAAUUAGCUAUUGCACUGGUUGUAGUUCCUCCCUCUCAUUCACUACUCUUGUCUUCCUCUGUCUGUGGUGACUUACUUAUCACCAAGUGACACUUAUGGAAAUGUAAAUUGGUGUCAAGUGGCACUGCGAGCACGUCUGCGAAGUUGAAUGGUUUACAUGGUGCAAGAAGUCUGCUAGAGCAGCCUGUCUGCUGCUGGUGAAACCAUGUUUAUUUAAACUGUUAUGCAACUGCAAGCAAAAAACAAGGGGUUUUGAAGUCCAGGUACUCAUAUGAACAGUUUUUUCUAAGCAGAAUGUUCAUUAUUACAAAUGGCAGCUUGGUUAAGUCAUGCUGAUAUGAUGUGUUUCUCUCCCCAGUUGCUGAGGGCCUCAUGCCGGGGUGGUGAAGCUGCAGACCAUGCGCUGCCUGUUCUUGUUCGAGGCCUUCGAGCACUUCCUGUUCCUGCUGGACAACGUCUUCACCCCCAUGUUCUGCCACAGCGAUGAGGUCAGGACACACACACCCUAGCACACAGCUGAUUAAAAUAAUAAAAGUUUGAUGAUGAGUUGGUUAGUGCUAGGGCAAAAACCAAAACGUGCAGCCAGGGGUGGCCUCCGGGCCGAGUUUGGGAAACCCUGUUCUAGACCACCACCAUGGAGGGAGAGGACGACAUGGUGGGGUGUACAGUGUGUGGCCCUGGGUGGCAGUGUGGAGCCAAGAUUAGUUAGGAAGGCACACUGUUGAUGUACUGGCCUAUACAUUUGCUUAUUCAAUACCAUGAUUUGUUUCUUUCUUUGUACAAAGAUGAAUGGGGAAAAUAUUAAGAAAUAUCCAUUCAAAGAGCCCUGAGCCUAACUCCUUUCAAGAUCAUUAGUGAACGUACAAAGUUGUCAAAGUUACUGGGUUUGCUGUUAUUAAUCUCAAGUAGGAAUAUCAUUUAAGGGUAUCUGCUAAGAAAAUAUGUAAUGUUGAACUAGUGUAAAAAUGGUUCAUGAUCAUGUGUGAUUCACUUGGCGAGACCACUGCCCUGCUUCCUCUGACUAUGUAUCAUCAUCAUCAUCAUUCCCACAGCAUUGCACAGCAGACUUGCAUCUCAGUAUGUUCCUCUUCUUCUUCUUCUUCUUCUUCUCCCAGAGUCUUCCGUAGCUGACCCACUAGAUACUUCCCACUCUGUAUUUUACCCCUACUAGAGCUGCUGUCAGUGAAUACAUAUCCUAUGUUUGAUCCUGUACUAGAUUUCCUUAGUUUAUUACAGUACUUCCUGUAUAUGUCACUCAAUCACAGUGGACCUUUGCAGUGUGUUUCCCCUUUUACCUUCCUGCAGUUCUGUGCCGUUCCACACAAGCCUGGGCCUGUAUUCACAAGAGUGUCGGAGUAGGCAUGCUGAUAUAGGAUCAGAUUGUAAUGAUUAAGAUUAAAUGGAGAGGGUGAACCUGAUCCUAGAUCAGCACUCCUACUCUCGAGAUCCUUUGUGAAUACGGGCCCAGAUUUCAUUCUCUGUCAGAUGGAAGAGGCCAUGAUAGUUCUGAAAGAUUACUCCCCCAUGGAGGCCGUCAGUAAUCACCCCCCCCCCAACCUCUCAGCCUGGACCCCUACAUAGACUUGUACGACGACGACAUCAACAGGGAGAGGAUCCCGUGUUCUGUAUCGACUAUGUGGUCUACAGGUGAAACCAGGCCCAGGGGCUUUACGAAGAUGCUUUUAAUGUCUUAACCAAAUGUUGUUUUGUUUUUAUGAUGUGAAGCACAUUGUUACUUGUAUAGUGAUACAAAUAAAGUUAUUAUUAUUAAGUAUUACCUAUAGGCUGCUCUGGGAUCAGUGUGAUUUACAGGUGAAACCAGGCCCAGGGGCUUAAGUAUUACCUAUAGCAGGGAUGGGCAACUGGCGGCCGCGUCCCCCCUUUUGUAGGCCCAAUCAAAGUUGCCCAUCCCUGACCUACAGUAUACAGUGGGGAAAAAAAGUAUUUAGCCAGCCACCAAUUGUGCAAGUUCUCCCACUUAAAAAGAUGAGAGAGGCCUGUAAUUUUCAUCAUAGGUACACGUCAACUAUGACAGACAAAUUGAGAAAAAAAAUCCAGAAAAUCACAUUGUAGGAUUUUUUAUUAAUUUAUUUGCAAAUUAUGGUGGAAAAUAAGUAUUUGGUCACCUACAAACAAGCAAGAUUUCUGGCUCUCACAGACCUGUAACUUUUUCUUUAAGAGGCUCCUCUGUCCUCCACUCGUUACCUGUAUUAAUGGCACCUGUUUGAACUUGUUAUCAGUAUAAAAGACACCUGUCCACAACCUCAAACAGUCACACUCCAAACUCCACUAUGGCCAAGACCAAAGAGCUGUCAAAGGACACCAGAAACAAAAUUGUAGGUAAGCAGCAAUAGGUAAGCAGCUUGGUUUGAAGAAAUCAACUGUGGGAGCAAUUAUUAGGAAAUGGAAGACAUACAAGACCACUGAUAAUCUCCCUCGAUCUGGGGCUCCACGCAAGAUCUCACCCCGUGGGGUCAAAAUGAUCACAAGAAUGGUGAGCAAAAAUCCCAGAACCACACGGGGGGACCUAGUGAAUGACCUGCAGAGAGCUGGGACCAAAGUAACAAAGCCUACCAUCAGUAACACACUACGCCGCCAGGGACUCAAAUCCUGCAGUGACAGACGUGUCUCCCUGCUUAAGCCAGUACAUGUCCAGGCCCAUCUGAAGUUUGCUAAAAUGCAUUUGGAUGAUCCAGAAGAGGAUUGGGAGAAUGUCAGAUGAAACCAAAAUAUAACUUUUUGGUAAAAACUCAACUCGUCGUGUUUGGAGGACAAAGAAUGCUGAGUUGCAUCCAAAGAACACCAUACCUACUGUGAAGCAUGGGGGUGGAAACAUCAUGCUUUGGAGCUGUUUUUCUGCAAAGGGACCAGGAUGACUGAUCCGUGUAAAGGAAAAAAUGAAUGGGGCCAUGUAUCGUGAGAUUUUGAGUGAAAACCUCCUUCCAUCAGCAAGGGCAUUGAAGAUGAAACGUGGCUGGGUCUUUCAGCAUGACAAUGAUCCCAAACACACCGCCCGGGCAACGAAGGAGUGGCUUCGUAAGAAGCAUUUCAAGGUCCUGGAGUGGCCUAGCCAGUCUCCAGAUCUCAACCCCAUAGAAAAUCUUUGGAGGGAGUUGAAAGUCUGUGUUGCCCAGCGACAGCCCCAAAACAUCACUGCUCUAGAGGAGAUCUGCAUGGAGGAAUGGGCCAAAAUACCAGCAACAGUGUGUGAAAACCUUGUGAAGACUUACAGAAAACGUUUGACCUGUGUCAUUGCCAACAAAGGGUAUAUAACAAAGUAUUGAGAAACUUUUGUUAUUGACCAAAUACUUAUUUUCCACCAUAAUUUGCAAAUAAAUUCAUUAAAAAUCCUACAAUGUGAUUUUUCUGGAUUUUUUUUUCUCAUUUUGUCUGUCAUAGUUGACGUGUACCUAUGAUGAAAAUUACAGGCCUCUCUCAUCUUUUUAAGUGGGAGAACUUGCACAAUUGGUGGCUGACUAAAUACUUUUUUUCCCCACUGUAGGCUGCUCUGGGAUCAGUGUGGUCUGCAGGUGAAACCAAUACUACUAAUACUGUAUAUGAUGGUCUAAAAUGCUUUUUUGAAUAGGUUCAAAUCUACAAUAGGUAAACAAAGCUGUUCUUCACUCCAUUAGUGCUGGAUGAAAUUCGUCUUCGUGAUCUAUUAUCAUGCUGCCAGUCGCUGACUGAGCUAAACGUCACAUAAUGACAAUGCUUUGCUUCUCUUAUCAGUGUUCUGUCAGGCUUUAUUUCCAUCAAAUGGUUCAGAUACCAUAUGCAGUGCCUUCAGAAAGCAUUCACACUCAUUUACUUUUUCCACAUUUUGUUGUGUUACAGCCUGAAUUUAAAAUGGUUUACAUUGAGAUGUUUUGUCACUGGCCUACACACAAUACCCCAUAACGUCAAAGUGGAAUUAUGUAAAAAAAAUGUUUUACUAAUUCAUUAAAAAGGAAAAACCGAAAUGUCUUGUGUCAAUAAGUAUUCAAUAAGUAUUUAACCCCUUUGUUAUGGCAAGCCUAAAUAAGUUCAGGAGUAAAAAUGUGCUUAAAAAGUCACAUUAAGUUGCAUGGACUGUGCAACUUAAUGUUUAACAGGAUUUUUUAAUUACUGUCUCAUCUCUGUACCUCAAACAUACAGUUAUCUCCAAUUCAGAUUCAACCACAAAGACCAGGCAGGUUUUCCAAUGGCUCGCAAAGAAGUGCAGCUAUUGGUAGAUAAAACAUUAUACAUUUGUUUUUUAUGGCACUGAAUAUCCCUUUGAGCAUGGUGAAGUUAUUAAUUACACUUUGGAUGGUGUAUCAAUACACCCAGUCACUACAAAGAUACAGGCGUCCUUCCUACCUUAGUUGCCGGAGAGGAAGAAACCGCUCAGGGAUUUAACUGAGGCUAAUGGUGAUUUUAAAACAGUUACAGAGUUUAACCUCAUGGUCAUACCAUGGAUCAUUUAGCUAUUUGAUUUUGAAUUUUAGGACACCUUUACAGACGUUUUCGUGAGAAGACCGAUUUUCGGGAUGUCUCAUGGUCUGAGAAGCACCGCUCUCACCAUAGUUAACAGAACUGCGGGAAAACAGUGGCGACAGGCAGGGUCGAAGGACACUACGGGUGUGUACUAGCUAUAACUAGCUACCGUUGUCGCCCCCGGCCUCUUCUUCUUCUGUGUGGUUUAUCGGUGGUUGGCAUCCAAUAUUAUGGUGCAUUACCGCCACCUACUGUACUGGAGCACCCCUGCCUCCCGCCUAUGUUCUGGAGUCAUAGUAAAAAAAAAAAUGUACCAAUAGAAGUAUAAGGUACAGCAGAUGCAGGAAUGCCCACAUGCAGUAACACCCCGAGUUGCGGGCUGCAGUUGCUUCUACUUCUCGCCAAGACAGGCCUUUCGCAAUAUUUCAAAUACAAUUGCGGGAAAACAAAGGUUGGAAAGCAAAUGGCUCCUGCUGAAAAGGGAAGACUCUAAUCUGUCUGUAGAGGCUACCAAAAUAUUCGAUCAACUUUCAAAUAGGUCUAUUGAGCGAACAGCAUUGUUUUAUAAAGUAAAACAAGAGAGAGAUAGGCUUUUGGCACCAGUGCACUGGGAAUCGCCGGUGAGUGAGCUGCACAUCAUUGGGUGAGUCAGUGAAACUGGAAAGCUUUUCUAGGAUUAAUUUCCUCCUCAUAUUGUACAAUAUGUGUGUUUGCACACACCAAGACCUAGGCAAUUGAUGGAUUCAAAACAAGGUCGUUUUUAUUGAUCUCAGUUUGUCAGCAUCAAAGUAGCCAGUCAUUUCGAUCAUUUGUGCGGUAUAAAAAAAUAUUAUGCUAAAGUCUCCAGUGAUUUAAAAUGACGUAGCAUUGCAUGAAGUACGUUUAUAAAAGGCAACAUUUUUCCCAGACCCUAGGCUACAAAAAGAUUUCCCCAUGUGUGCAACUUCUACAAGCACCUCUACUCUACUGCUGUAUGCCACUACGCAAAUGCGAUGAUAUGCAUGCAAUACUUUAUUAUAGCGUUUUUUCUUUUUAUGCGUUCUGGUACCUCAGAGCCCCCCAGCUCUUAGAGAUUUACCCAGAAAGACUCACAGCUGUAAUCGCUGCCUAAUAUGUUUCUACAAAGUAUUUACUCAGGAGUGUGAAUACUUAUGUAAAUUAGAUAUUUCUGUAUUAUAUUUUCAAUAAAUUAGCAAAAUGUUCUAAAAACAUGUUUUCACUUUGUCAUUAAGGGGUAUUGUGUGUCAAUGGGGGGAAAAUAUAUAUUUAAUCCAUUUUGAAUUCAGGCUGUAACAAAGCAAAAUGUGGAAAAAGUCAUUUGGUAUUAAUACUUUCUGAAAGCACUGUAUGCUUCCCACUUAUAUCAACACAGAUACACGAGGGAUGAUUUUGCAGAGAUAUUCAGAGUAUAUACUGUAUGUCCACUUUUAAAUGUAAUAGCAGGGACGGCUUGUUCAAUAGGGCGAUAUGGGCGACGCACUGCCAAACGGGAAAAGGAAGGGAUUUGUUUUCUAAUCAAUUAUAUCACGGCAACAGCAGUUAUCAGUGUUCACGUCUGAUCUGCCAGCCACUAAAUGUCAAAUCAGGCUAAAGUCGUGCUUCAAAUGGCCCCGCCCGUUUUUGGGGCGAUUUCAGUCAAGUUGAAAAUCGCCCAGAAGUCUCUCAUAGCCUGUCAUGUAAAAUCUAUUUUUUUCACAUUUCAAAGCUUUCAAUACAUUCUCUAUGGGUGUCUGUGGGCUUGCACUUACGCGCUUUCGUCAUACGUGACGUAACGUUGAACGUAACUAAGACAAUGGCGCCUAGCAGCGUCUCUGUUGCGACCUGCAGUGCGGCGUUAUUUUAUGUUUUUAAUUUGUAGACUUAGUUUACAAACAUUCUGCCAACCAUGGAUUUCCAGUGGUUGGUUUUGGACUGAUCUUGUUGAUCGUGUACAUACCCGCUACGAACGGACUAAAUAAUGAAAACGCUGCUGGCAGCUGAAUCCCAAUACAGCUGGGAGACUUGACUGGAUGACAGAGUCCCGGACAGAGAAGUGGAGCCGGCCACCUUCACCCUGGUCAGAGCGGACCGCGAUCCUGGUAAGAGAGCGACUCUGUACCCCGACAUUGAACUGCUUUCUGUGUCAUUGCGACCUUACUAUCAAUUCAAUUCAAUUUAAGGGCUUUAUUGGCAUGGGAAACGUGUGUUAACAUUGCCAAAGCAAGGGAAGUAGAUAGUAAACAAAAGUGAAAUAAACAAUAAAUAUUAACAGUAAACAUUACACUCAGAAGUUUCAAAAGAAUAAAGACAUUUCAAAUGUCAUAUUAUGUAUAUAUACAGUGUUGUUACAAUGUGCAAAUAGUUAAAGUACAAAUGGGAAAAUAAAUAAACAUAAAUAUGGGUUGUAUUUACAAUGGUGUUUGUUCUUCACUGGUUGCCCUUUUCUUGUGGCAACAGGUCACAAAUCUUGCAGCUGUGAUGGCACACUGUGGUUUUUCACCCAGUAGAUAAGGGAGUUUAUCAAAAUUGGGUUUGUUUUCGAAUUCUUUGUGGAUCGCUGUAAUCUGAGGGAAAUAUGUGUCUCUAAUAUGGUCAUACAUUUGGCAGGAGGUUAGGAAGUGCAGCUCAGUUUCCACCUCAUUUUGUGGGCAGUGUGCACAUAGCCUGUCUUCUCUUGAGAGCCAGGUCUGCCUACGGCGGCCUUUCUCAAUAGCAAGGCUAUGGUCACUGAGUCUGUACAUAGUCAAAGCUUUCCUUAAGUUUGGGUCAGUCACAGUGGUCAGGUAUUCUGCCACUGUGUACUCUCUGUUUAGGGCCAAAUAGCAUUCUAGUUUGCUCUGUUUUUUUGUUUGUUCUUUCCAAUGUGUCAAGUAAUUCUCUUUUUGUUUUCUCAUGAUUUGGUUGGGUCUAAUUGUGUUGUUGUUGUUGUUGUUGUUGUUGUCGUCCUGGGGCUGUGUGGGGUCUGUUUGUGUUUGUGAACAGAGGCCCAGGACAAGCUUACUUAGGGGACUCUUCUCCAAGUUCAUCUCUCUGUAGGUGAUGGCUUUGUUAUGGAAGGUUUGGGAAUCGCUUCCUUUUAAGUGGUUACUAUCUGCCCCGUGAGUUCCCCCAAUUGUUUGUUACCGUUGUGUACUGUUGAUAAUCACAAGUUUACUGGAGAACUGAGACCAAGUAGAGACUUUGGACAGGGUGGAUAUGGUAUAAUAAAGGCAGUUUAUUCAGAGGUAAAGAUAUCUGGAAUCGCGUGCACGGACUCGUGCACGUGUGUAGGUCACCUAAAUCAUCAGAAAAAUUGCCCCUCCUGAGAAUUUUUUCAGGAGCCGCCACUGUGUAAUAGUGAUGUAUUUUUCCCCUUCCUAUUUGGCAGUUGGUCAUGAGACCGAGCACUGGUCUGUGUACAGAAGAUAUCAGGAAUUUUUCCAUGGUAAGUAUUAUGCUUUUGUGAUUUCUUCAUGUUUCAGUUCCUGUAACCACUCACCAUCCAUUGUAUUUUGAUAGCCAGAACAUAAGAGAACAUUAAUCUCGUACAUUGGCCAAAUGGUUCUUCUCACAAAUAGUAACAAUUAAUAAUUCCACCCAUGAGAGUUGGUGUUGUGUUCAUUUCUAAGAAUAGCUAUAACCAUAUUUUCACAUUGUUUGAUUAAUUGUCUGAGAUCCUCCUCAUCUAGGAAAUGUUGUUUAUUUGCUCCUCUGUCACAACAGGCCAGAAGCCCAGCUCCCUUACAAAAUAAUCCUCAACCCCAAGAACUAUGUAGCUACACCCUAAGCCCUGUGUAGCUCAGUUGGUAGAGCAUGGCGUUUGCAACACCAGGGUUGUGGGUUCGUUUCCCACGGGUGGCCAGUAUGAAAAAAUGUAUGCACUCACUAACCGUAAGUCGCUCUGGAUAAGAGCGUCUGAUAAAUGACUAAAAUGUAAAAUGUAAAAAAUGUAACUAUGAGCUCCUGACCUCCAAGCGGGAGGAGUUCCAGGAGUACCUCCAGGUAGUCAUUAUGGAGUAAACAAGCUCUGGGGUGAAGUUUCCCUUAGGUACAGAUCUAGGAUCAGCUUCCCUCCCCCAAUCAUAACCUUAACCAUUAGUAAGGAAAAUGCUAAACUGACCCAAGAUCAGCUUCUAGGGGCAACUUCACCCUACACAAGUAAAACAACAGAGGUCUUACUUCAGAAAUAGCUUUGUGGUCUGUCACCAUAUGAAUACGUGGCUGCAGUAAGUGUAGAGGUUAGAGAGGCGGAUUAGUAACCAAAGGGUUGAUGGUUCAAAUCCUAGGGCUGGUGGGGUCAGAAUCUACCACUGAACACCAAAUAUAGGGUUACUGUGGUUUACCCUGCAUUGCUUCCAGUCUCUCAAGUGUGUGUGCUGUCUCAAGGGGGUUGGGAGCCAAAGACACAUUUCCAUUGUUCUAAAUAAAUAACAAAAAGCUGUUCUGUCAGCCCUCUAUGAAUCUGUAAACAAAGUAAAUAUUGUUGGCUAUCAGUCUAUCUUCCAGAAACUGCUCCAGCACCCUGAGCUGAGCAACAGUCAGCUGCUGGCAGACUUCCCAUCUCCUCGGGGUCUGGCCUCUCAGUUCGUGGACAAGAUGCUGCCUGAUGUCAAUCUAGGUAUGCAACACUGGCCAAGUAGCCUGGUCCCAGAUCUGUUUGUGCUGUUCUAUGUUAAUAACAUCUCACACAACCUGCUCUCCUGUUGAAGUUAUUUGCGUUUUACAUUGUUUAUUUUCCCACAUGGAAAAUCAUCAACUGAGUGCCCAGCAAACUGAGAAAAUAAGUAUGUCAUGCUUUUUUGACUUGGGUGGGGAAAGAAUGUUGUGGGGGCAUCAUGGUAAAAUAAUUCCUGCCACAGGCGGCCGGUGGCACCUUAAUUGGGGAGGACGGGCUCAUAGUAAUGGCUGGAACAGAAUUAAUGGAAUGGUAUCGAACACAUCAAACACAUGGUUUCCAUACGUUUGAUACCAUUCCAUUUACUCCAUUCCAGCCAAUAUUAUGAUCUGUCUGAUCUCAGCAGCCUCCUGUGAAUUCCGGGAUAGUCCUUUAGGAAUGUAAGCCCAACAUGCCUGUGGAAUCCACAUAUAACUCAUGUCAGCUAUGUUAUUAUUGUAUGCCAGUUGAAAUAAAUGGGAUCAGCAGGGAUCCAUUGUCUCCAAUGUAACAUAACUAAUGUAACUGUUUCAGUUCAAACUAUCUCAGUUUGAGAGUGCAGUUUAUGUGGUACACCACCCCGUUCACGAAAAUGGAUUGCUCCUACAGACACGCACGACAGUGUCUAGGGUUUACCAAGAAUGGUGCGACAAACUAAAAUCAUCCAGUCAGCGACAGUCCUGUUGGUGAAAACAGCUCGUUGAUGAGAGAAAUCGAAGGAAAAUGGCAAGAAUUGUGCAAGCUAACAGGUGGGCCACAAACAGACAAAUAACGGCGAAUUGCAACAGUGGUGCGCAGAACGACAUCUCGGAACACACAACUCAUCGAUCCUUGUCACUGAUGGGCUAUUGCAGCAGACGACCACACCGGGUUCCAUUUCUAUCAGCUAAAAACAAGAAGAAGCGGCUCCAGUGGGCACACGAUCACCCACACUGGACAAUUGAGGAGUGGAAAAAAAUCGCCUGGAACAUGACAGCGAGUUCAGUUUGAGUGGCCUGUGCAGUCCCCAGACCUCAACAAAAUAGAGCAUCUUUGGGAUGAAAUGGAACGGGCUGUUCGCAGCAUCAAUGUACCGCCGUCCAAUCUGCAGCAACUGUGUGAUGCCACCGCUUCAGCAUGGACCAACAUCCCUGUGGAACAUUUCCGAAUAAACUGGCAGGUGAUGUAUAAGGAAUCUCCUCUAUGUUUUUGCCAUCUCAGAAAGUGCAGCAUUUGGAGCCAUUCCUCCAGUCCUUUGUGAAUCGCCCAAGCCCCAAACCCAGCCAGCCAGAGCUGACCAUCCUCAGUCCCACGUCAGAGAAUGACAAGAAGGUGGUCACAGACACACACCACACCUGGAUCUAA
Messenger RNA from Coregonus sp. 'balchen', 11038 nucleotides. The record is from the annotation of a GenBank genome assembly. Lineage: Eukaryota; Metazoa; Chordata; Actinopteri; Salmoniformes; Salmonidae.